Molecule: messenger RNA, 1330 nt
Organism: Diatraea saccharalis (sugarcane borer)
Lineage: Eukaryota; Metazoa; Arthropoda; Insecta; Lepidoptera; Crambidae
Source: the annotation of a GenBank genome assembly
UGGUCUCCAAAUGAUGGGGUUUACAUAUUGGCUAGUAUUAAUGAAGUAAGAUUAGAAAAAAAUAGUUAACUUAAGGUUGUACGAUAUGGUAAGACUGCUUCAUCAUUUUAAUUAAAAAGAAAACAUGUAAAUUUAUAUUCACCAGUAAAUUUAGCUAAACAAAGAAACAAUCGCACAGAAAAGAAAAUUAAAGCAUAUUUUUUUCAAUACUAAAAUUAGUCACCACUGGACCUCACUGUAUGACUAUUAAAAUUUAUAAUCAAGUUCCGAAUACCUGAAAAGUGCAACAACAGUUUAUUGUACAGUUAAAUUUAUAUUUAAUAAGUAAAACUUAUUACAAUAUAAAAGAAUUAAUAAACGAGAAGUAACAAAUUGAAAAUCAUAAACAAUAAAAUGAAAUAUAUUAAUAACAAUAAUUUACAGAAACAAAAUAUGUAAAUAAUAUAAGGUUUAAUGAGAUAAAAAAUGUAAUAGGUGAUCAAUUAAUGUAUUAAGAAAAUGUCAAAUACAUAGAUUAUCUAAUUAACUAGAUUAUUAGGUUUUAAUUAUUAUUUUUAAGUAAUCUUUACUUAAAACUAAUAAUUAAAACCUAAUAGCAGCAAUAAAGCAAUAAUUGCUCCCUAGUCAGUGGCUGACUUCUGCCCUGGAUGUAAAAAGUUGUUGAUUCGGACCUUUUGCCGCCUCCAGCCUAAGAUAAGGUUAUUUUAUGAUUGCUGCACCCCUAAAGGGCGUACCCAAAAUAUUUAUUUAUAACAUCUUUCACAUAUGUCACAUUGCAUAAAUUGAAAUUAGUUACGAACGAGAAACUAAUAAGCUCUUAUUUCACUUGCUUAGAUACCAUACAUACAUGCCAAUACUUCGAGCAAAAACUUUUCGUAUCCAUAGUAGAUGAGCUCGAAUUGUCUCUUGUAUUUCAAAUAUAAUAAUAUUGUAUUAGGACAUUAUUUUUUACAGAAAAUCACUUUCGUAAUGUUCCUGGUCAUUGGCACUGUGUGCUGCUUAGCAUAUGAGAAGAGAAUCAAAGUGGACCCGUUUCGACCUGUCCCUCCCACGAACCCUGAUCGCGAGACCAGCCUCUUUCUAUUGCGGACCUUGAAAGAUCCAGAAAGAUUCAACACCUUCAUAGCAGUGUCCAACCUAACGAACACGUCUACAGGUCAAUUACCGACAGGCCAAAUACCGGUAGGUCAAAUAGCGACUGGCCAAAUACCAACACUGUAAUUAAUAUUGUACUAUUAUAUAAUUAUAUAGUUUUUUUUUAAAUUAUUGCGUCGUUAAAAUUCGCUGCCCUAACAGCUCACAACUACCUCUUUAUAAGAGCAGAUCUUAA